CACCGCCAAGAAAGAAUGUCCUUAAAUAUUACCGUCAAUGGAAAAUUUGUUUCCAAGAGUUGUCCCAAAAAUCCCCUGCUACUGGACCGCGAAAAGGCCAAGAAGGAAUUAGAGGAGGAGAGAAGAAAAAAGCGUUUGCUACAGGUACGCGAACAAUCGAAAAAAAUUGCCGAGAAAAUACGUAAUGAUGUUAAAGAAUCCAAGCUUAAAGCUAAGCAAAAAUAUGAAUCUACCAAAGCCGAGGAGUUUGAGCAAUGGCGGCAAAAGGCUUUGCAAAAAAAUAAAAUGGAAUAUAGCGAAGCAAUUUUCCAAGUUGGUUCGGCCCAUAAGGCAGCCCAAGCGGAAAAUAAAGCACAGGCUGAUAAACACAAAUCCAAACCACAAACAUACAAGGAAUUCAGAAAACAGAUGUUGGCCCGAAAACAUGACAAAGAGAAUAUGCCGACGACCCAAACAUUUUGCAACCAAAUCCAUGUGUGUUCUAACACAGGGGGUCAGGACAAAUGUUGCGGGAAUUGCAAGCUUACCACCGAUGAAGCACACAAAAGAAAAAGAUACACAUCAUUUUCUUCCAGCGAUUCGGAGACAACAAACAGUGAUGAAGAAACCAGUAAUGAGGAAACCUUAAAGGAGACCUCGUCUAUUAGUUGUAGCAUGUCACCAACAAAGAGUGCCACAACAACCAGCAAUAAUAUAGCCACACAGACAUCAAUGAUUCGGGCAGAAAAAAAUCUCAAAAAGACUCCAGCUGUGUAUAUGGACGUAGAAGUGGGCAGUGAUGAUUCUAUAUUGAUUUCGGCACCCUUAGAAAUAAAUGACAAGCAUGCUGAAUAUAACCGCCAAUUUAGUCGCAUAAUUAGAGUCAGUCCAAGUAAGAAGAAACGCAAUCAGCCAUUUACAACAGAGACUCAAAAACAAACUGUAUCAGUAGCGUCUACGACUAGCAACUUAGGAGAUUACCAGGCCGAGGUUCAGGACACCUGUGACCAGACGAAAGCUACGACAACGAAAGAGAAAAGAUUUACCCUCAUAUCGGAUUUGGUCAGAAAACAAGGAGAUCUCCCUAAAACGUUCAUAAGAGAGAACUCCCCUUCAAAAAGAUCGACAAUUGAGGCAACUGCUAUUCAAAAAUCUCCAAGAAAAUUUGUAGCCUUACAAACACUAUCAUCCAGCGCAGAGAGACCUCCAAUAUCUCGUCCCAUUUCGCAGAAUACCAUAACCCCCGGUUCACCGACUAAGGCAAGUAAUUCUACGAAAUCUUCAAAAGCUAUUGCGGGUUGUAAUACGCAGCCAACGUCAAUAUCGGCAGCUUCAGCCAAUAACACAGCUUUGGGUGGCGGCACCAGUUCUAGCAGCAAUUCAUGUCGUGUACAAUUCUAUGAUUACAACAGUAAAAUCACCCGCGAGGGGGCCCAAUCACAGACAAAUGCAAAAGCAAAUCGUCAAAGAGAAACUGUCUUGCCCUCUGCAAUGGAUCAAGCUAAUGUGGAAAAUCGUUUACACUACGAUAGGCAGCAGGACAUGCUGGCUAAGAACAAACAAACAGAAGAAAGAAGCCAAAAAGCCUUAGAGCGCGAAAGAAUACGUAGAGACUGCAAUGACCUGACGGAGAAGUUGGAAGCUCUCACCCGACAAUAUCCCCGCCAAGUGCCAACUAACGAAAAUCCCCAUAUAUUCCAGGACAAACAACUACGCAUGGAGGGCAAAAUGAACACAGCAAUAGAAAAAAUUCUUAAACAACCGAACGUCAUUACAUGUUCCGAACUGGGGCAAAGCGAAACCAUAAGGCAACAAAAAGUUCAAGAGGUAAACUGUGAUAAAAAAUUCGGCAAUGGCAUAAAUGUGGGCAUUGCCACCUCUAGCGGUAAGGCACUUGUAAGUGAUGGUGCUAGCAGCGAUAGCUGUUGCUCCAUUUUGUUGGGCUAUGUAGACGAUCAAAGUCGUCAAGUGCGCAAGGAUUUGGAACAAACAGCGGAAAAGGACAAUGGUCUUAAACAAAAGCGUCUGCAAAAUUUACUGCAACGUUUAGAUCAGUUGCGUAAUGCUCUUCUGGAGGAGUUGAAAAGCACCCAAGAUAAGCAGAAAGCUGGAAGAACUAAAACUUCGACAUCUGAGAAGGAGACUAAUUAUCAACAGCUCAUAGAGGAUAUAACGAAUUAUAGACAAGAAAGAGAAAAUAUUAUGAUAGAGGACAUAGUUCAGCAACAAAAGCCCAAGGAAAGCAAAGAAAUUAAAAAUGACAAAAAGUCGGCAGGCAAACAGCAUGCCAAGAAAAAUGAUCAACUUCCUCGGCUAGAUGAAAGAGAAAAGGUUUUGGAACAGAAGGAAGCCAUACUGGAAGAGAAGGUGCGAGAGUUUUAUAAACUGCAAAAACACAAAAAUAAGAGUUCAGAAUCAAGGCAAAAAAAAGAAAGUGGCUCCGAAGAACCUACCAGCUGUAGUCAAAAUGAAGACCCUAGCGAGAUCGAGGAGGAAGAAGACAAGGAAAAUGUGGAAUAUACUGCCAUAGAAACUCCAGUGGAAAUUGUUAUUAAGGUACAGGGUGAAACCAAAUGCAUUAAAAUGCCCUCCAGGAACAAAAGAAAGCCGUUGCACAAAAAGCACCCCACACAGCUGGCGACAUUGAUAAGAAGUCCUCAAGCAAAGGGCACCCCAAGGAAAAAGACCACCCAAAGACCCAUGGCUUGCAAGGAAAAACCUACCAAAUCGGCUCUAGGGCGCCAAAACUCUUAUGACUCUAAUUCUACUUCAUAUAUGAGUUUACCUUCCCAGAUUCCCAAUCAAUUGGGAACUUUAAUGGAUAAAAAUGAAAAGAUACAUAGUCAACCGCUAACAGAUGAUACUCAAACUUCAACAGAAGAUGAUAGCCUUAGACAUCAAUUUAAAAAACCUGCGCCACCUUUAAAUCCCCUUGUGGCUCAAUAUGUACAACGCCUAUUGGGCAUGUCACGUAAAGCUAUACAAAAAUUGGGAGUAAGCUCCUCCGAUAUUGAAACACCCAAUUCGACACUUGUUAAUACUUCGGCUAAUAACAGUUCAUGUGAGUCUUUGUUGAUUUCUGAAGAACGCCUAGCCUGUGUGGAGAGUUUUGUGCAGGAGAAUCGUAGUUUUAUUAAAGAAUUGGAACAAUCAUUGAAAUCUGGUAACAACUCUACUUUGGAGAAUAGCAUGAGAGUUUUGGAUGAGAUAUGGCGCAAGCGAUUUAAGCAGCAAAAGGAGGCACCAGCCACAAAGAAAGUUGCUGCGCAGAAAUCCACCGCGAAUCACCAAAGCAACAGCAAUGACAAUAAACCUCAGACAAUGAAAGAUGUUAAAAAUACUGCCAAUAAGCAAAGAGAGUUGGUAAAAACUUCUCAAAGUAGAAACAAAGAGAGCCAAGCACAAAAUCCUUCAAAAUUACUUUCUAGCCUUUCUCCAAAUAUUUCCAACAACAAAAACCAAUCGGUUAUCGAAAUUGAAAGUAGUCCUGAAUUUUUGUCCAAAAUUCGAAAAACCCAAAAGGUAGACAAAGCUGUGGAUGCACUUAAAGCUCAGGAAUUGGAUAAAUCUGAACAAGAUUCACAAAUAGCCCGCUAUGCCCAACUAACUGAGAACUGCACUCAUCGCAUAGCCGAGUUAACAGAACUUAUAAAUCGUGUGCGCCAGGAAAAACAACGUCUCUUGGAGGUGACACUCAGUUCAGUUAGCGAUAAUGGAAGACAAUCUACUGAGUAUUUAGAACUACCAGAUGGCAAAAGUCGCACUACCAAUGAGGCAGAAUCAAGUAUGGCCAGUAGCAACGAGGAGGCAACAGCAGCAGCCUCAUCAACAGUUGAUCAAAAAUCUGCGCACCCCGCUAAGGAUAUAGUUCGUCAAAUCCCUAAAUUAUCAGCUUUGGAAAAGAAUCGUCAGAUAAACGCCAGCCAAGAUAGUGGCAUUGCCGAGUCCCGUCCCAUAACUGCUCAAGAAAAUCGGCUUGAUUUGGAUCCCAUAUCGCAUACCUCAACAGAAUCUCAAAGUAAUGCACAACAACGUAAAAUGAGGCCACCGCCUUCGCUGAAGCGUUUCAGUCCUCAAUUUCAAGAAGAUGAUUUGGUUCAUGAGCUCUCUACAAUAUUGGAGGUGGAUACCCCAGGAAAUUCUCGUAUACACACGGCAGUGGCACACUCAUCGGAGGAACGCACUAAUGCUAAUGGGGCAGCUGUAGAAAUUCCCUCACAUUAUCCUAUUAUGUUUCCCACUUUCGAGGAGUAUGUUCAGCGUUUGAAUUUGGAUAUAACACAACUUAAUGCAGAACAGAGUUCGCAAUUACAAGCAGAUUUUUCACUACUCAAAGAGGAAAUGCAAAGGAGUCAGACAAAGGAUAAGAAAACCCCUUUGCAAUAUAAGGAAUUUCCCUCCAUUAAUGGCUACACGAAUCAAACAAAAAACGAACAGAUAACCGAUGAGGGAGAUCAUUUGGAUGAAUCUGUAAAUCAAUUACGCAUAAAUAGUCUCAAACCUAAACAAUUCCCAGAUGUUCGGGAGUACGUACAGCAGCGCAGUGAUAAGAAGACAACAAAUUCAACACCCAAUGAUGAUCAGCAGUUAUUAUUGGAUACAGAAAGUUUGGAAAACAUAACAGAGAGUGAAUCGGCUUCACUGGACAUAGAAAAAGAGCUGAAAAAUCGCAAAAUUUUAAGAAACUCAUUUCGUUAUACAAAAUCCAAACAGAUAUUUUCGUCUACAGCUCAUCUAGAUGACGGCAAUGAGUUUUAUCGCGAAAUGUUGGAAGGAGAAAGUGGCAUAGAGAAACUCUCAACAUCCGAUAAUACCAUAGCUAUACUGAAGACUGAUCUGAAAAGAAUGGUCCAUCAGUGGACGACAGCAGAGGAUGGGAAAAAGAGAAAUCUUAUACCGCAAAAUAAGCAACUUUAUCAAUCACUGAGUAGUACAACUACUUCAACUACAAACUCACAAUCCAAAGCUGAAAAAUUACAAAAGUCCACUUCCUUAGAGGAAAUUUCUAAUGAAAUUGGAAGACCUUUAAAUUUAAGAGAUUUUCUCACACGAGAGCUAUUGAAACAUGCCAACUUUUCAACUUCAACCUCCAACUCAACCUCGACCAGCGAUGAUUCUUUGCGUAGUCAAUUUUUGUAUUCUCUCAUUGGUUCGCUAACACCACGCACAAAUGCAGCAACCAGUAAAUCAGGUCAGCAUACCUUGGAUCGUCAAAAAACCUCCACUCCAGUGCCCAUGUUAUCCGCCCAAACACAUUCCACGCCCUCAAGCAGACCUCCAUCGAAUGCCUCUAGCACACAAUUGUUUUCCGGUGAAAGCCGUUUAUCAUCGGUACAUGGUAAUGAUCAUUCUAAGGAUGUACGAAUGCAGACGAGUGAUGCUGGUGUUAAAGCUGAUCAAAGUUCGGAAUAAUCAAAUCCUGUAACUGCUCUAAUGAUAAUUUUACGUCUCUUAUCUGAUCAUAUGGCAACAUCUCUUCUUUGCUUAGCCAAGUACCGUUAAAUAUUUUAAAGACAAAAAUGCAGUGUAUUGGCAAUUCCGUUAUUUGACUUUCGUUGCUAUGCUAUAGGACCAUUAUGCGUUGGCAACAGUGGCAACAUGACGAUUCUUCAAGCAGAAAAUUAUUAAGAUAACAAUAUGGCUUACAUAUGAAGCGUUUUAUUUUAUUUUUUCGUCGUUACAUAUUUGGAAA
Molecule: messenger RNA, 5671 nt
Organism: Stomoxys calcitrans (stable fly)
Lineage: Eukaryota; Metazoa; Arthropoda; Insecta; Diptera; Muscidae
Gene: ana1
Exons: 7
Coding region: 16-5391 (1791 amino acids)
Source: RefSeq, a predicted model, not a curated record